AUGAUUAGCAGUAUAUUAUGCGUGGGCUCCAUUGUGAUAGCAGUUCAUGAAAUGGCGGAGGGGAACGGGGAGUUAUCAAUAAAAGAGGAACAUGAUUUAGAGAGAACACUUGAUUACCAUAAGUUGAUAGAUUAUGGACUUGACGCAAAGGUUGCUACCAAAUUAGAUGAGAUUUAUCAAACUGGAAAACUUGCUCACAUCGAUUUGGAUGACAGGGCUUUGGAUGCUUUAAAAGAGUUUCAAGUAGAAGGUGCUCUUAAUGUUUUGACACAGUUUUUGGAAUCAAAUUUAGAGCAUGUUUCCAACAAAUCUGCUUAUCUAUGUGGAGUUAUGAAAACAUAUAGGCAAAAAAGCAGAGCUGGUACUACAGGUAGUGCCUUAACAGGUGGUCCAAUAAUAAAAGCUCCUGAUGAGGAAAAAAUUAAAGCUAUAUUAGACAGAACUGGAUAUACUUUAGAUGUGACUACCGGUCAAAGAAAGUAUGGUGGUCCUCCUCCUAAUUGGGAAGGUCCUACUCCAGGCUCGGGUUGUGAGGUUUUUUGUGGAAAAAUUCCAAAAGAUAUGUACGAAGAUGAGCUAAUUCCAUUGUUUGAAAAAUGUGGAUCAAUCUGGGACUUGAGAUUAAUGAUGGAUCCCAUGACAGGCCAGAACAGAGGCUAUGCUUUUGUGACCUUUACCAGUAAAGAAGCUGCUCAAAAUGCUGUUAGAGAGCUAGAUAAUCACGAAAUGAAACCUGGAAAACCUUUGAAAGUUAACAUUAGCGUACCGAACCUGCGACUCUUUGUCGGAAAUAUACCAAAAUCUAAAGGCAAAGAGGAAAUCAUGGAAGAAUUUAGUAAAUUAGCAGCUGGGUUAACAAAAGUGAUCAUAUAUAGCUCACCUGAUGAUAAGAAAAAAAAUAGAGGUUUUUGUUUUUUGGAAUAUGAAUCGCACAAAGCAGCAUCCUUGGCCAAAAGACGUCUUGGUACAGGUCGUGUAAAAGUUUGGGGUUGCGACAUAAUUGUUGAUUGGGCUGAUCCGCAAGAAGAACCCGACGCCGAAACCAUGUCAAAGGUAAAAGUGUUAUAUGUGAGAAACCUGACGCAAGACUGUUCGGAAGAAAAGCUAAAAGAAUCUUUUGAAGUUUAUGGUAAAAUCGACAGAGUAAAAAAAAUUAAAGACUAUGCAUUUAUACACUUUGAAGAUAGAGAUAAUGCAAUCAAAGCCCUCAAUGAAUUAAACGGUAAAGAUUUGGCUGGAGCGUGUAUUGAAGUGUCUCUUGCAAAACCCCCGUCCGAUAAAAAGAAGAAAGAAGAGGUUUUAAGAGCAAGAGAAAGAAGAAUGAUGCAAAUGAUGCAGGGCAGGGGAGGAUCAUCACCCAGUCAUCCUGCCAUGAUGGGAAGUCCAAUGGCAUCUUUGCGUGGACCCGGAGCGGGUCCACGAGGUUCUGCUGGUGGUUUGAGAUGCGCAGCCAUGGGGAGGGGUGAUUAUGAUUACGAUUACGACUAUUAUGGUUACGGAGAUUGUAGGGGCGGCUACAGUGAUCCUUAUUAUGACGAUUACUAUCGAUACGACGACUACUUUUAUGAUUUUACUCCGCCCCCACCGCCAGCUAGAGGGACCAGAAGCCGACAGGCUUUGUUGGUGGGUUCUCGAAAAAUAAAUUAA
Messenger RNA from Pediculus humanus corporis (human body louse), 1647 nucleotides. RefSeq names its product Heterogeneous nuclear ribonucleoprotein Q, putative. The coding region runs from base 1 to 1647 and encodes 548 amino acids. NCBI's taxonomy places the organism in Eukaryota, Metazoa, Arthropoda, Insecta, Psocodea, Pediculidae. Gene Ontology annotation, molecular function: mRNA binding. Gene Ontology annotation, cellular component: nucleus; ribonucleoprotein complex. The record is from RefSeq and is a predicted model, not a curated record. The transcript has 10 exons.